This is a messenger RNA of Hemibagrus wyckioides, 805 nucleotides long. It is a transcript of the gene exosc5, whose product is annotated as exosome component 5. Lineage: Eukaryota; Metazoa; Chordata; Actinopteri; Siluriformes; Bagridae. The record is from RefSeq and is a predicted model, not a curated record. Gene Ontology annotation, biological process: rRNA catabolic process; nuclear mRNA surveillance; poly(A)-dependent snoRNA 3'-end processing. Gene Ontology annotation, cellular component: nucleolus; nuclear exosome (RNase complex); cytoplasmic exosome (RNase complex). The transcript has 6 exons. The coding region runs from base 66 to 722 and encodes 218 amino acids.
GAGCGCCCCAAACGGUGACGAUUAAAAGGUGCGACAAACACUUCGCCGCAAAGAAGAGCGCCACGAUGGAGCUGGACAUCAAUAGUCCAGUUUUAAGGGAGUUUGGCAGCGAACAAAGUUUACUUUCCAAACCUGACGGUUCAGCCACGUUCAUGCAAGGAGACACCAGUGUGAUGGUUGGAGUGUAUGGACCAGCUGAGGUUAAAGUCAACAAGGAGAUCUAUGAUCGAGCGACUUUGGAGGUUCUGAUCCAGCCCAAAUCCGGCAUGCCGAGUGUCCGGGAGCGCACGAGAGAGCAAUGUGUGCGGGAGACGUGCGAAGCUGCUCUGCUGUCCACUCUUCAUCCUCGCUCCUCUCUCACACUGGUCCUGCAGGUGGUGCAUGAUGACGGAUCGUUGUUAGCGUGCUGUCUGAACGCUGCAUGCAUGGUGCUGAUGGACGCCGGGCUGCCCAUGAGCCGCCUGUUUUGCGGAGUCACGUGUGCCAUCGACGCAGAGGGCCAAAUCAUCACAGACCCCACGGCUCAGCAGGAAAAGGAAAGUCGAGCCCUAUUGACUUUCGCCAUCGAUAGUAAAGAGCACAACGUUAUGAUGUCAUCAACAAAAGGUUCUUUCUCAAUGAAAGAGAUGCAGCAGUGUAUAGCCGUGAGCCAGAAGGCGUCUGAGCGGAUCUUCCAGUUUUAUAGAGAUUCCGUGAAACGACGAUACUCCAAAAUAUUAUGACCUCAUUAUUUCUCUUGUAUUUUUCUGGUGACUUUUUUUUUCUGUAUUAAAUGUACUUCUAAACUCUACAAUUCAACGUGUUU